CACACUUUCUCUCUCCUCUCUUUCCUGUUUCACCAUUUCCAGAUAGAGAGAGAGAGAGAGAUUAGAGAGCACAGCACAUUCCUCGUCGGUUGUCCUCAAAACUCUGACCUGCUCGUAAAUAUAACAAGUCCCACCACUCUUUCUCACUUUUCAUUUUCCUCCUCCACAAAUUUUCUCAGCUUCUCUCUGAAAAUCCCUAAAUUUUCUUUAUUCCCAAACGAAGAAAGAAGAGAGAAAUCGAAGAAAGAAAUCCGCGUCGUAUCUGCAAUGAAACUCGAUCCUCAGAUCCAUGGAGGACCGCCACGUAUUCCUCUCUAACAAUCGUCGCUAUUGUCGGUUCCGUCUCGCAAAUGCUCUGGAUUCUCUGCUCGUUUCGAAACCCUAGCGGAUCCACGCCUUAACUCUCUGUGUUUGUGUUUUUGUUGUUUGUGGUCGUAAUCUCAGCCGUCCGAUCGAGACCUAACCGUGAAGAUGAAGAGCUCAAGCCGGCUGUUCACGAUCGGGCUCGUCGCCUCAUGGUACUCCUCCAACAUUGGGGUUUUGUUGCUGAACAAGUACUUGCUGAGCAACUAUGGCUUCAAAUACCCGAUCUUCCUCACCAUGUGCCACAUGACCGCUUGCUCUCUCCUCAGCUACAUCGCCAUCGCGUGGAUGAAGAUGGUCCCGAUGCAGACCAUUCGAUCCAGGGUUCAAUUCCUCAAGAUCUCCGCUCUCAGCUUCGUCUUCUGCAUCUCCGUCGUCUUCGGCAACAUUUCGCUCCGAUACUUGCCGGUCUCCUUCAACCAGGCUAUUGGCGCCACCACGCCCUUUUUUACCGCCGUGUUUGCCUACCUCAUGACGCUCAAGAGGGAGGCUUGGCUCACCUACGUCACCCUCAUUCCUGUUGUCACUGGAGUCAUAAUCGCUAGCGGGGGUGAACCAAGUUUCCAUCUAUUUGGAUUCAUAAUUUGUAUCGCUGCUACAGCUGCAAGGGCGCUCAAAUCAGUUCUUCAAGGAAUUUUGCUUUCUUCUGAAGGGGAGAAGCUGAAUUCUAUGAAUCUGCUUCUGUAUAUGGCCCCUAUAGCAGUGGUAUUUCUACUUCCGGCAACACUUAUCAUGGAAGAAAAUGUAGUUGGCAUAACGCUAGCUCUUGCAAGAGAUGAUGUAAAGAUCAUAUGGUAUCUACUAUUCAAUUCAGCAUUAGCAUAUUUUGUAAAUUUGACCAACUUUUUGGUCACAAAACAUACCAGUGCUUUGACUCUUCAGGUGCUAGGAAAUGCAAAGGGAGCAGUAGCUGUGGUGGUUUCAAUUUUAAUUUUCAGAAACCCUGUAUCUGUGACUGGAAUGAUGGGUUAUUCUCUUACAGUCAUUGGAGUUGUCCUUUACAGUGAAGCCAAGAAACGAAGUAAAUGAUACAACACUUUGGGAAAGCAGUAACUGGAUUUCCCAAUGUUUUGAUUUUUCUUGUUGCAAGGAAAGCGGCACAGCCUAUCUGGGGGAAAAGGUUUAGUCCACAUGCUAUCAGUUGGUGACAGGCUCUUUUUUUUUUUUUUUUUUCCUCCCUUUACAUUCUAUUUUUUCUCCCUGGAAACCUUCGAAAGUGUUUCCAUUUGUAUCAGCGACAACGCAGGAAAUUAGUCAUAGGAAAAUUUAAUAAGUGACUGAAUAUGUCCCUGUUAUUCCCAGCUUAGGGUUAUGAAGGAAUAUGCUCUUUAUCUUUUUAUUCUUUUGGCAAAGGGUUGUAGUACUGGUCUCCACACAAUCAGUCUGUUAUUAACAUUCUUAUAUUGAUUAAUUAAUGAAAACAGCUACAAUUUUACAAUUCCA
Messenger RNA from Morus notabilis, 1806 nucleotides. RefSeq names its product probable sugar phosphate/phosphate translocator At3g11320. The coding region runs from base 472 to 1392 and encodes 306 amino acids. The record is from RefSeq and is a predicted model, not a curated record. Gene Ontology annotation, molecular function: antiporter activity. NCBI's taxonomy places the organism in Eukaryota, Viridiplantae, Streptophyta, Magnoliopsida, Rosales, Moraceae. Gene Ontology annotation, cellular component: Golgi apparatus. The transcript has 4 exons.